Messenger RNA from Rotaria sordida, 1727 nucleotides. The record is from the annotation of a GenBank genome assembly. NCBI's taxonomy places the organism in Eukaryota, Metazoa, Rotifera, Eurotatoria, Philodinida, Philodinidae.
GUAGUACCCAUUUCAAAAUUGUACACAGUUGUACUUAAAAACUUUCACGGUAAUAAUGUCAUUGUUAUUCGUCAAAAUGCAUCGACUUGGUCAUCGAUUUUUUUCCUAUACAUUUUGUUUUCUCUCUGAUAAAUAUAAGAACCAAAUUACUUCAGAAAAAGUUCUUCACAUAAACAACACAGUACAUAUCAAAUGUAUUAGCUCCGCAUAUUGUUUUUGUUCAUAAGCAUAUAGACGCUGUUCUCUGCUUCAUGACAUAGGUCAGCUUACUUUCAACCAAUCGCUCAUAUAUAACAAAGGAUAUGUUCGUCUGUUGCAUCCAUGCAUAAAACAAUGUUCGAUAUGUUCGCGUCUUGAUGAUUUGUCUUACAAUACACAUGUGAACAUAUAUAAAUGCAUUGAAGAAUUAUUCAUCAAAAGUAAAAACAAAAAUUAAUAAGUAAUUGCAUAUCUUUAAUACAGCUGCUGUAAGUGUUUUUUUUUUAUUAUGGCUUAUCUUACUAUCGGUCCCAAUUUCGUUCCUGGUCAUACUGCAAGUAAGUUAUGAAAAACACAAAAAAGAUUUAUUUCUCAUAUUGCUAAGUUAAUGACACUAGUAAUUACGUUUAUCUCGUUCCUUUCAUAUCAAAUUUUAGUCAUAUCAGUGCAUUUGCGAAAACAAACAUGGGUAGAAUCAUUUCUGCUCACGAUCGAAUCUAUUAGAAAUUCAUGUUAUCCAUAAAUCUCCAUGUCCUUACACCGAAAUGGUAUGAAAAUGUAAACAGAAAUACACAUCAUAAUCUAUACAGGAGCUUUAGUUACUUCAACAUUUCGAAGCAGCUCGUAAACUUUAAUUCCUUGAAAUCUGAGGUAAACACGUCUAUUAAUUUAUGCAUCGAUUAGGGGUUGUUUAUGUAUAUUAAUUGAAAAAUCAACUAGGUUCGAGAACGUUUAUGAGACAAAUUAUCACAAUCAGUUGUUUUAUUAUACAAAUGGUGAUGGUAUUUUUAACUUGAAAGAUACGAUGUUGAUGUCAACAAUAAAUGAAUAAAUACUCAUCUUGACAAUAUCAGUUUGCUUUACAUAAUAAAAUCGACUUUUGAUGAAUUUAAUCUUUUAAGCGAGCAUUUUCUACAUAAAAUGAUUUUCACAGGGAAUAAGAUUGCUUCUAUGAUAUUAUAUUUUGGAGUAUAUUAAUGAUUUUCUGUAAUAUUUCUCUAUGAGUAUGCUUUAACUUGACUGUCUGAUUUUUAAUAGAUUAUUUAACACUGAGGAAGGAGAAAAAGUGAUCUCUAAAUAACAACGCAAUAAAUCGUUUUUUUUCAGCUGAUCAGUAACUUCUUUAGGGAUGAUUCGAAAGGAAACGAAAUCUUGAUUUUUCGUAUAUAUAAAUUAACUAAUGUGAACUAUCAAUAUUAAAUCUAAAUUCUAUGGAGACUUGAACAGAUUUGAACUUUUAAUUCCAUUCCACAUAAUAUUUAUUUUAUGACAACAAUCAUAACGUGACUGCUUAUAUAGGAAUUGCAAUAUUCGAAGAAAAAUUAACGAAUGAACAACUUCAAUAUUUACAUCAAUAUUAUAAAAUGAACAAAUAUGCUGGACCAAAACAAAUUCGUCAAAUUGCUAAACAAUGGAAUAUUAAUGCUUUUGAUUUUUUUAUGGAUCUGAUAAAUUGGUUUUUUGAUCAACAAUUAGAGGAUGUUUACCGCGAACAACGUCGAUUUCUAGCAUGCAGAAUGGGAGCUUAG